Adineta ricciae is the source of this 4134-nucleotide messenger RNA. The record is from the annotation of a GenBank genome assembly. Lineage: Eukaryota; Metazoa; Rotifera; Eurotatoria; Adinetida; Adinetidae.
AUGAAUUCAAUUCGCAAACGUCCACGUGAUUCAUAUGAUCAAACGGAUCUACAGACUCACACAGCUCGUUUAACAGACCGAAUAAAUAAACAUCAAUUACAUAAUUACGGUUCGGCUAUUGAUGUUUAUGAUGCGGUUGCUCGAACGUUACUGCCUUAUUGGGAGUACAACGAACGUUAUAAAAUCAAAAUUUCCAAACAAUUACGAUUGGAGAAUUCUGGCAUCACUAAUGUUGCACAUCACGUUCGUGCACAAUUACAAACCCUACACAACGAAGAAAAAAGUUCCACUGUAAACAUUUGUAGUAUUGAUUUAACGAAUGGUGCGGCGUCAGUUUAUUUAGAAAAUUGUAGUCAUGGACGGACAUUGCAGAUUUUAGCGAAUCUACUGGGAAUUGAAAUACGUCUAGUAACAUCAUAUGUUUACGAAGAAGUUAUUUCAAUUAUUCCAGCUGAUUUACUCGAAGUUCAACCAUUGUAUAUCGCAUUUAAUGAUGUUUCCAAGCAAUUUUACAUGCUCGAUAAGCCAGCAAAUGUAAAACGCGAUGAUUUAUUACAGCAUCAACAGACACUCGAUCACCUCAUCCAAAAAUACAAUUUAAUUCCUACUGUUCUUCCUCCGACCAAUGGCCGUUGUCUAUCGCUGUUCUUAUGCAUUGCACAGAUAUUUAAAUCCAGUACAGCUGAUUUCCUUGAUACGACAGCAUUAGCAAAUCAAAUCCGCGAUGCUACUCAUCAACAACUUACAUCGAAUUUUGAUCUCUAUCAAUCCUACAUUCUUCCAUCUUUGUCUACAAAGUCCAACGAAGUCGACAUCCGUCGCGAUAGCGAAUAUCUUGUAGAAUCGAAUUAUUACCGUUGUCAAAUGGAACGACCUAUUUUACAUGCACUUGCUCAUGUACUUCAAUGCAAUUUGGUGAUAUUUUCAUCGACAUCGUUGCAACAAGCACCGGAAAUGAUUGAUGCGGAAGUGAAUCAUCGACCUAAUGGUAAUGAUCAAGUAAUUGUCCUAAUGAAAAAUGAAUCUACGCAAAGAUUUUCAAGUGCUCGAACAACAUAUCCAUUAAAUCAUUUAUUCAUGCGCAAAGAUGUUUCUGAAAAUCAAAUGGAUGCUAUCUAUGAAUCGAUCGACCAUUCACCACUGUUCGAUCCAAAGAAUAAGUCAACGAACUCGUCAUCAUCGUCAGCAAAUACUUUUUUUAGUAAAACAAAAGAUAAAUUUGUUACAGCUGUCAAUAAAUUAGUGGAUAACUAUGGUAAUUUACCUAAAAAGCAAACGUACGUGAAUACGCCUCAAAGCAAAUCAAAUAAUAGCAAUAACAAUAACAAUCAGAAUCAUAACGAACAAACCGUACCUGUAUCACCUAAUGAACAGAAGCCAUCAAGUACGAAACGUCAAGCACCAUUAGCUGAACACAUUCUUCGUCGACAAGAAGAAACGCGUCAAAACAAUCAGCAACCAUCGGAUCCGAAGUACGAAAAUACAACGAAUAUUCUUCCCACGCAGACUCCUAAUCGAUCAUCAAUAUCAUCAUCAACAACGAAUUCAGCCAAAAAUUCUCAACCUUCAUCACCAAACAAACGUCAAUUACGUCCUGUUCCUUAUAAAGAUCGACAAAGAACCUCCGCGAAAAUGGGUACGUCAAAAACAACGAUGAAUCAAAAUGUUUUCAACGGUGUUACCAUCGAAGAUGUUGAUGAAAGUACAACAGCCGAUGAAGCAAAUAACGAUGAUGAAUAUGAUUCAUUUAGUGACGAGGCUGGAGGAGGCCUACAAACUGCUAUUCUUAAGGAACGAAAGAAAAAAAGCAACUCAGCAACCUCACCAAACAAUGUUAACUUAGGAUCAACAGCAAAAAAACUACCGCGCGAUUAUCAACCGAAGAAGUCAGCACCUUAUCGUUUUGAUCGUGAGUCAUUAAAGCGACAGCAACAAAGUUAUGUCACCGCUGAUGAAGAUCUCUAUGAGAAUGACCGACAACGAGAUGAUCUCAACCGUGAAGAUGAUAUCUACCUAUCAACGUCUGAUAUUGUUCAACGAGAUCGAAAACAAUUGCAACUAUUCGUCAAUGGUCGAACAAAUAAUAAAUCCCAUUCAUCAUCAACUCAUCAACAUUCACAGCAACAUAACCACUUAGAACGUAAAGGAUCAACACCAAAAGCUACAUCAACAAGUACAAAUGCGAACGAUCGUCAAUCGUUCCUGAUUGACAAAGAUGCCGUGCUCGAAGUGUUAGGCCAUAACAUUGCUCAACGUGAUCGUCACAUUCUAAUGAAAGUCCUCAAACAGGAAGAUCUCGUUUCCAAAGAAUGGCAACGUUUAUUAUUUCUCUUAGACGAAUAUGUCAAUAAUCCGAAAAAAGAAAAGAAAGAACGUGGCUUACAUGCAUUAACAUUGAUGGAAAAUCUCGAUCGACUUGGAUAUGACAUGCUCGAAAUACAGUCAACUGGUCCAAAUCAUUUUAAAGCGGUUGCUAAAGCAAUUCUAUUAAUUAUCGAAAUAAACGAUUGGUUUAGCGAUCAUAUUUGUCGAGUAUUACAUUUAAAUGGACCCAAUGAUCCUCGUAUGGUACGUCAUCUAAGAAAGUUAUGUUUGCGAGAAUGGUCCAGAAAUGCAGAUGAAUAUCGGACGGUGUUCGCACAGCAUAACAAUGCACAACAGCAGCAGCAGCAACAACAACAACAACAACAACAGCAGCAGCAACAGCGUGUAACAUUGGAUUUAACUCGAGAAAUUGAACGAUUUCGUUCCGAAGAUUACUACCGUGCUGAUAUGUGUGCAUUAGUCAAUCAAGCUCUGGCAACAGGAUUGGCCAUACCGAUCCAUGUCGUGCGAGCUGUACGUGAACCAAAUAAUUCGCUAGAAAUCUUCGUGCCUAUGCGUGGUAUAGCACGUCCUGGUCUAGCUAUUGUGCUAAUUGCCAGUCAUUCAAAUGCUGGUGAUGGACAUUAUGAUGUCGCCGUACUUAAAGGACACCCUCAAACUUUACGUAAACAUCGAAAUGUUACAUUUGAUGAUAAACCUGAAGUUCGCUCAUUUGAAACAAGUGCCGAAGAACAAUCACAAGCAGUUUUGAAAAGUAUAGCAUUGAAUAACAAUUCUACGGUACCACCUCCUCAACAGCAACCGCCACUACCACAGCAGCAACAACCGGCAAUGUUGAAUCCUAAUCUGAUAGCUGCACAUCAAGCUCAAUUCUUCGGUAAUCCAUUUAUGUAUUCACCAUUUACGUUCGCACCUCCGCAGCCGCCUCCUUCUCAACCGCAACCACCUCCACAACAGCAGCCUGCUCCAAGUUCACCAUCCCUUCAUCGCGGUUCCAACAAUAACAAUAUGAAUAAUAACAAUAAUCAAGCAAAAGCUAAUCUCACCGGUAAUCCUAAUUCAACUACACCUCCAACAUCCAUGAUGUUGCAGCCGCAAAUGCCGUUUCUCCAAAUGCAACCAGCUCAGCCCGCAUUUGUCUACACACCAUUGAUCCAUACAGCCCAACAGCCAGCGCCGACGAAUUCAGAGUCAUUGACACCAUCGUUGCUUCCGAAUCAAAAGAAACCGUCAUUACCCAAUCAAAAGAAACGUCGUACGACGGGCACGCACAUGUCGUGGAGAUAUUUUGAAAACCAUGAUUCGUCAAAACAUAUCAUCGAAUAUAGAAUCAAUGCAAGAACUUCAUCUAAAAAAGAAAAUUAUAUCAAGAAUAUGUUAACACGUUAUGUUAGUCUUCAAGAUUUUAUUCUACAUAAAUUCUUCGGUUUGAAACCUACCGUCGAAGGAAACUGCAUGAAUUCCAAAUUACAUGUUUUACUAGCAGAAAUUUCUGCUGCACAAGCAGCUGGAUUACAACAACCAAAUCAUCAUCAAUUUCGUUUAGUACCAAAUCUCUUCUCAUAUCACGUUCCAGCUGGUACGAAUCAUUAUGUCAUUUGGUUUCUCUUGCAUGGAAACGAAACUAGAGAUCCAACGACACAUUCUCCAUUGAGCUAUGAUGAAAUCACUGCAAGUAUCGAAGUUGGAUUAAAACAAUUACUUGGUCCUACUAAAGAUCAGUUCUCUUUCGUUUGGUAUCCCAAUCCGAAACCAACAAUUAUUUCAGAUAUUCUCUAUCAUGUGCAAGUCUUUUGGAUACCUGAAUAA